Molecule: messenger RNA, 714 nt
Organism: Suhomyces tanzawaensis NRRL Y-17324
Lineage: Eukaryota; Fungi; Ascomycota; Pichiomycetes; Serinales; Debaryomycetaceae
Exons: 1
Coding region: 1-714 (237 amino acids)
Biological process (GO): peptidyl-L-cysteine S-palmitoylation; protein targeting to membrane
Cellular component (GO): endoplasmic reticulum palmitoyltransferase complex; extrinsic component of endoplasmic reticulum membrane
Source: RefSeq, a predicted model, not a curated record
AUGACGGCCAACAUAAAUGACCCCAAUACAAAGUAUGCCCACAAGCCUGAGCCCCAAGAGACUCCUACCAAAGACAAGCUCCUCUUCUUCAACUACCAUGAAUUUCUUACCUCCGACUACAAGUCGAACCAGUCCAUCACUACUGACACGUCGUUAGUGGUUAACCACUUCCCAAACAACUAUGAAGCCAAGGAGUCCCUCCAACACUCGUCAACCAGAAUCGUCCGUAUUCCCCGAGUAUAUGACACCAACCGCUACUCUGACGUGAUCCCCCAGUUCUCAGUACACGUUCCCGGCAAGGAGCCUGCUGCGUUGACUGGGUCCAGCAGCGAGGCAGACCAGGGAUAUGAGGUCUCGGGAGUGUUUGACGAUAACUGGUUUGGGCUUACCUCGCUAACCCCGUUGGUUCCUGGAUGGCUUUCUGUCGAGGAGUUCACUGCCAUUGUCACCCGGAUCAACCAGUUGUUGUACGAUGCUUUGAACCCAUUUGAUUAUCGAAAUGCGUUCCAAAGCGUGCUUGAUGUGAUGAGCGGGGGAACCCUUUCAUUACUAGUCAACCCGUACUCGAAGAAGAAACUCCUCGAAUUGGAGAGCUACAUCGACACAGACGUUAACGUGAAAUUGGCAGAGAAAUGCAAGGGUCUUAAAGUGAUUCCCUUGCGGCAGUCGGGAUACUUGUCGCUAGACUUCCAGGUGCCUAGGCCCCAUCAGUGA